CCAAAACGGGACCCUCGCUGCUUGGGGAAGGUUGACACCCACUCCCUCUAACAUAUUGACUCGCUUUCCCGGAUCCCCGUCGGCUGCCUUCGCCAAGCAGCACCAUGUCGGCGAGCCCCGGACCUUUCUUGGUGUGGGUCCAAGAAGUGGCCUCGUUGCUUAUGUUGCGAGUGCGUCGCACGGUCCUGCAGACGGCCAUUUUGUUGUGCGUGCUUUUGCUACUCCUCUGGAUCUCCAUUUUCCUUUACGGCAGCUUUUACUACUCCUACAUGCCCACGGUCAGCUACGUCAGUCCCGUUCACUACCGAUUCAGGACGGACUGUGGCCAGCCUGGACCUGAACUCUGCUCCUUUCCUGUUGCCAACAUUUCUUUCAUCAAGGACAGCCGAGACCAGGUUCUCAUGUACGGCCAACCUUACCGGAUGUCGCUGGAGUUGGACUUGCCCGAAUCGCCGGUCAACCAGAAUCUGGGCAUGUUCAUGGUCGUGAUUUCUUGUUACACCAAAGGCGGACGCGUCAUUUCUUCCUCCGCUCGGGCCGCCAUGUUGCACUAUCGUUCACGAUUAUUACAGAUCCUCGACACACUCGCUUUCGCUGGCCUCUUCCUCGCCGGUUUUACGGAACAGAAACAAAUCGUGGAAGUUGAAUUAUACUCGGAUUACAAAGAAGAUUCGUAUAUUCCCACCAUCGGGGCCGUGAUUGAAAUCCAGACGACUAGAAUCCAGAUUUAUGGGGCCCAGCUGAGAAUUCACGCGCAUUUCACUGGAUUGCGGUAUAUCCUGUACAAUUUCCCUGUGACUUCGGCCAUUUUGGGAGUGGCCAGCAACUUCAUGUUCCUGAGCGUCAUCGUCCUUUUCAGCUACUUGCAGUGGAUCUGGGGCAGUCUGUGGCCUAAAGAAACUCUUUCUGUACAGAUCCCAGGCAGGGAGAAAUCUGGGCCAAUGCAAGCUUUGGACGAUUCACGUCGGCAAGUUGUGUUUCCUAAAGAAGGAGGCGAGGUAGAAGAAGACAUUUCUCCGCUGGAGCCAGAAGAUGUCGGAGUUGCUGAAGGAGAGAAAUCAUCCAAAGAAGCGUCCACGACGGAGGUGAAGAAAAGCAGUCUUGAAAAAUCCGAUUUGGGGACAGAACCCACCGUGGGCGCCGGCUCAAACGAAGAGGCAGAAUACGACUCUCCGGACGAGAUUCCCCUGCUCUCUGAGGUCAACCUUCCAGCCCCUUCCCAAGAGGGAAACAGCUCGGAUAUCCUGCCCCCUGUAACCCGGACCCUCUCUCUCAGCUCGGAGGUCCGCCAGAGAAGUACCUGCUCAAGUUCCUGAUGGGUCACGAGUUUGAGUCCUGCCGCGUGACACACACACCCCAGCAGCCCACCGCAGGCCUUGCUCUCCCGAGGGCUGCAUUUUACUCCCUGCUUAGGUUUACAUUCCAGUCCCUUCUCCGUACCCACAAAACACUGUUAAGUUAAAUAAAAGUUGAAC
Messenger RNA from Protobothrops mucrosquamatus (brown spotted pit viper), 1475 nucleotides. It is a transcript of the gene BSCL2, whose product is annotated as BSCL2 lipid droplet biogenesis associated, seipin. The record is from RefSeq and is a predicted model, not a curated record. The transcript has 10 exons. Lineage: Eukaryota; Metazoa; Chordata; Lepidosauria; Squamata; Viperidae. Gene Ontology annotation, cellular component: endoplasmic reticulum membrane. Gene Ontology annotation, biological process: lipid droplet organization; lipid storage. Bases 105 to 1316 code for a protein of 403 amino acids.